Molecule: messenger RNA, 1676 nt
Organism: Mangifera indica (mango)
Lineage: Eukaryota; Viridiplantae; Streptophyta; Magnoliopsida; Sapindales; Anacardiaceae
Product: E2F transcription factor-like E2FE
Exons: 11
Coding region: 184-1332 (382 amino acids)
Biological process (GO): regulation of transcription by RNA polymerase II
Cellular component (GO): RNA polymerase II transcription regulator complex
Molecular function (GO): DNA-binding transcription factor activity, RNA polymerase II-specific; RNA polymerase II cis-regulatory region sequence-specific DNA binding
Source: RefSeq, a predicted model, not a curated record
ACGCCCUCCUUCAGAUCCCUCGCUUUCAAAAUUUUUACCCCGCCAACGCCAUUAUUCAAUUCCCCUCUCUGUGCUUAACGGUCCUCUUCGUCACUGUCCUUUUUCAGCAGCGCGGCACCCACACCACCCCCCCCCUUUCUCUCUCUUUACAAUUGUCUUUCUACAGUAUUCACUCUCUCAGAAAUGCCGCAAUCUUCUUCCAGCAAUAUUCUUGAUCCUUCUUCUAGACACAAUACUUACAGCCGCAAACAAAAAUCUCUCGGACUUCUCUGCUCAAAUUUCUUGACCUUGUGCAAUCGAGAGGGUGUUGAGUCGAUUGGUCUUGAUGAUGCAGCGACAAAAUUAGGUGUCGAGAGACGGCGAAUCUACGAUAUUGUAAAUGUUUUGGAAAGCGUUGGAGUUCUUGCAAGAAGUGCAAAGAAUAGAUACACGUGGAAAGGGUUCAAGGCAAUCCCUAGGGCUUUGCAGGAGCUGAAGGAAGAAGGUUUUAGGGAUGCUUUCACUACCUUCGACGCCAACAAUAAUGCAAAAGUUUCGGAUGAUGAUGAAGAGGAUGAAAGUUCAUCUAACCACAAUACUGGAAGCCAAAGCGAUAAUGCGAACGCUAGACCUUUUCCAAAAAUUUCUAAGAACGAUAGCAGAAGAGAAAAGUCUCUCGGACUUCUAACACAGAAUUUUGUCAGGCUCUUUGUCAGCUCUAACGCAGAUAUGAUCACCCUGGAUGAAGUUGCAAAGUUACUGGUUGGGGAUGCACACAAUUCAUCAAUAAUGAGAACAAAAGUAAGGAGGUUGUAUGACAUUGCUAAUGUCUUGUCUUCCAUGAAUCUCAUUGAGAAGACCCAUCCUAUAGAUAGCAGGAAGCCAGCUUUUAGGUGGUUGGGGGUAAAAAAGUCAGAUAUUGGUUAUGAUGGUUCGUUGAUCCUUAAUGAGUCUAAGAAGAGAGCAUUUGGAACUGAUGUUACUAACAUCGGUUUCAAAAGAAACAAAGUGGACUCUUUAAUUGAUGGGAAUAUAAGCCAAAGCAUUAAAAUGGAAAAGCAACAGCAAUUUGACGAUUUGAUAAAGGUGGUUGAUAGUAGCGAUGUAGAUAAUGAUGGAAAACAGUGUCAACGAAGUUACCAGUUCGGUCCUUUUGCUCCUGCAAUUUUGCCCGAAGCUGAUCCCUUAAAGCAUAAUGAGAAGAGGACAUAUGACUGGGAGGGUCUAGCUUGUGUGUGUCGUCCUCAAUAUUACAACCAAGCUCUAAGAGACCUAUUUUCUCAUUACGUGGAAGCUUGGAAAUCGUGGUGCACUGAAGUUGCUGGUAAGAAGACAAUACAUCAAAUCUCCUGAUGUUUAUUACCUCUUAAACUUUUCUGAUGACCACAUAAUUUAUUAUAGCACUGAGAUAACAAGAAGGGAUGGCCUCAUGUUAGAUGCAUGCUAUGCAUCAGUCAACUUAGGAAUGGCUAUCCUCAGAGUAGUUUUAAUGUAGUGCCCACGCUUGUACACAUUUACUCAGUGUGCUAAUUCAUUAUAUUGCAAAUCUGACUUCUCGGCCAAGUCCCAUGGUUCUUUCAACCAAUUAUCUUAGGUUUAAUCUUAUGUCUAUUUUGCUUUUGUUAAAAACCCACCAAUUCUGUAAACAAAUCAAGAUUAUAGUGAAUAGAUCCGAAGCUUUAUGUGUUUCCACAACA